Molecule: messenger RNA, 5463 nt
Organism: Melampsora larici-populina 98AG31
Lineage: Eukaryota; Fungi; Basidiomycota; Pucciniomycetes; Pucciniales; Melampsoraceae
Exons: 7
Coding region: 1-5463 (1820 amino acids)
Molecular function (GO): protein serine/threonine kinase activity
Source: RefSeq, a predicted model, not a curated record
AUGGAUGAGGCGCUCUAUCGCUUGAGCUCUGCCACAAUCACAGAUAGAAACAAAGGGAUUAAAGAAUUUAGCGACUUACUCUCAAACCCUUCAAAAUUUAAAAAAUGUUCAGACUCUACCUGGGCUUGGAUAACGUGUCAGCUUCUCAACACGAUGGAAGUGGAAAGAUUGGCAUACCACAAGCCUUCCAAGACCGCGAAGAGCACAUCCACUAGGUCUGCUUGUUUGGUUUGUCUCGAUCAGAUGUUGGGCCUGCUUCAAACAUGUGUGUCACAACAUAAAUCAGCAAUGGGCGCAAAAACUUCGAAGCUACUGUUUCCUCGAGUCAUCGACCUCAUCACUAUCAUAUAUCAGCUGAAAGAAUUCCAACCCACCACCAUAGACUGUAUCCGCAUUAUGCGUGAUUUUUUCUCUCACUCCUAUCAUUUUGCGCACUUGAAUAUCUCAAAAUGUUCAACAUUGAUUUGUCUGUGUUUUGCAUUGUUACUGGGCAAGAAGAUACCCAAAACACUUCUUUUGGUUCCAAAUUCUGAAUUCAACGAUGAAGAAGUGAGAGUCGCGUCACGGCCAGUCCCUACCAUGUUGGCUGAUUGCACUUGGCUUUUAUCACUCAUCACCAAAUCGCCAACAGAUCUGACCAUCACGCACUCUAAGACACUUCUCCAUCACUUUAAGUCUAUUCUUCAAACCUAUCCUGAAAAUUCUACAUCACAUUUCCAUUUGAUCUCUGCUUUAUGUGCAAUGUUGGAAGAACUAGAGUGCAACCAGAUUUCCGAUUUGACCCACUUCGCCACCGAUUUGUGGAACUGCGUGAUGGAUUACUGGACUACAAAGUCUUCUGAAUGCAAAGAAAGGAUCAUACUUGCCCUGACCUACCUUUUCCCAUUCAUCGUUUGGAUCAUCAAACAACCUAGCUCCGAUGAAUCUGAAGAAGCUUCUGCAAUAGCCGAAACACUUGCGAGAAAAAUUUUCCAUGCUGUUGUAAAUGAUACGGACAGAGUUGGACUCAAUACUCUCUCAUCUUCACAACUUCGCUUCACAGAAGCGCUCAGUGGAAUGAAAGUGACGCCACUCAGUACAAAGACUUGGGCUUGGGUCUCACUUGAUCCUUCUGAUGAUAUUGCUCAACGUCAUCGAGUUACUUCGUGGGCUUCGCUACAACUGGGCGCUGCUGCUUUGAAAUCUUUGAGUCAACAGCUUGAAGACAAUCUCGAUAUGUUCCUUCAAACAAUGAAGCAAGGUCAUUCGUCACCAAGUAUCAUACGUCGACUUCAACUUGUGAUAUUCGCUAUCGACUUGAAUUGGACUACAAUUCACGCAAGCGCCAAGUCGCAAAUCAUCCACUCCAUCCUAGACCUGAUGAACUCGGAGAAUACGGAAAUUCUAGAUUGGGUCUUUCUAUGUAUCACCAACCUCUCCUUUACACAUGAAAUAGUCAAUAAUUCCUCCAACGGAUCACAGACCAAUCUACUCCAAGAUGGGGGCCCUACGUCUGACCAAUGGUUUGAUAUGUGGAAAUGUGCGAUCCGCAGGACCUCCACUCCACAAUGCAGUCGUACGGCGAGCUACGCAGCCUUGCUGAUCUUAAAAAACGGACAUCUUCCUAAUCAUUUGAUGUAUGACGGCAUCAAAACUUUCUUCAGUGAUUUAUGCGUACAAGGUCCAAACUUCCCGAAUGACUCGGUUUGUUUGUUGGUCUCGGAGUGUUUGUCAAUGACAGCUGGGGAUAUGGCCUUCUCUGGAUUUCUUUUUGAAGAAAAGGUGCUCAUUUGGUUAUCAAAGACAUGGCGGAAAGUCGACUCUACCACAGCGGUCGAGAGCGCCUCGACUGGUGCAAGAUCCAAAAAGGCGGUUAUGACUGUUUUUCAUCCAGAGUCAGCAAUGGCCCUUCUACUAUGCUUGACAAAAAUGAAGAGAUUACCUCGGCUUGGUUACUCUUGCAUGGUCCUCAAUUGUCCACUGGUUGAAUCACUCAUCUACAGAGAUGACACUCGGGCGAUUAGAGCCUUAUCAAAUCAUCAAGAAGUGGUUGAUUUCAAUCACAUCUCGUCAUCUAUACCAUCAUCAGAGUCAUUGUUGAGCUUGCGAGUUCCUUUAUCCGAUUUACGCGACGUAGCCGAUCUACUUCCGGGGUCAGAAAUCCAGAACAGAAUCUCCGUUAUACUGGCCCAAUCUAUUGAUAGUGUGAUUGGUCAAAUCUUUGAUACUGAACCGCAGCGACUGAAUUCUGCUUCCGGUUCUGUGACCAGCAUUCAAGUAGCAAUUGUGAAUGAGGCUCUCGAGGCUCACACUUGGUCCAUUACUCAAUUGGUGAUUUUGUUAUCGUGCUUUGAGCCUAUCCUCCUUCUCUCUCCAGAAUCCAACAAUCAAGUAUCAAAACAUAGUCUUCUAUCCCCUGGGUUGGCCUUGGGUCUACCUCGUCACAAGCUCGCCGAUUCAAAAGCAACCCGUUCAACUCGCACAACUCUGGCAUCUGAGCGGUUUUUGCCCAUGCUCCCUGACCGCAGCCUGAUCACUUCCAUUUGGACUAUUUCAGCCGACCUUCAAGCUCAGUUUCUCAACUUCUCUGAAAUUUGUGAACGUAUAUUACGCAGUGUCAACUCAGCCCCGGGCGCCACCGAAGUCAACCUUACAAGUACCCAAAUAGGGGAAAGGGCAGUAGGAUUUGAUGACAACAAUGAUGACAACUCUGACACCGACAUGCAAGUCAACUGCCGGGACUUCUUGGAUGGAAAGUGUUCCUUCAAAACAGAGCUGGGAGGGUCUGGAAUGAAGAGAACGAUUAAAUCAAUUGUCGAUGUGUGCGUUCGUGUGCUCAUGACCGGAGCUAGCGUGCAGGUCGGCAGUGAUAUGUCAAAUACGAUAGACAUACCUGUCAUUGCUACUAUCCUCACAGAGUGCUCAGGUACAGCUAUUGAGCUCAUUGGACUGCGGGUCAUAGAGUGCAUUGAUGUCAGCCUGAUGUCACUGACAGAGGUCCAAUCAGAUCAGCUAAUUCAAUAUGUGGGUGAAAGAUACAUGGUGCCUUACGCGUAUUCGCACAAUAUGUACAUUCAAAUCUUUGCAAUCCGCCUCUUGCGCGUCAGCUUACAUCAUUGGGCUUUGGGAAAGCAGACCAAACAACUUCAGUUAGAUCAUCAUGCUUGGACGCUUUUUUCGCAUUUUCUCGGCCUACUGUCUCAAAAUACAAUGCACUCAGAGGCUCAGCUUGAGUUGGCCCUGCUGCUUGACGCUUACUUAGAAUUUGAUCCAUCCCAAGAAAUUUGGAAUAAGAAGUCCACCACAUAUCUUCUGAAGGCUUUACAAGGCAACCUGAGGCUACCUAUUGACCUCCUCAUAGAUCAUCUUCAACAUGAUAACAUUCAAGUUCGAUAUGCUGCCGCAUUCUUAAUUCCUCAUGCUUUUGAAGUCUUGCACUCCAUCAACGUGUGGGAUCGGGUCGCAUCUUAUUGGUCAACUGCAAUUGAUUUGACACAUACUUUUGAUUAUGAAUACUCGGUUACCACAUCACUUUUCUUCGCCAACGUCUUGCUAGUAAGCGCUGAAUCGCGACCACAAGCGUACCAGAUGUUGAUCAGUAACGUGACGGAGAAGGCGGAGACUUCGGAGCAGGUGCUUUGUCGUUCACUCAUAUACACACUGUUGAAAUGUGCUUCUCAUUGCCUCGGCUUUUCGGGGCCUGACAAGCUUUAUAAGUUGUAUGCUGCUCAUAUUGCUGCAGAACGGCAUACUAUGAACAAAGAACCACUGCAUCCACAACACAACUUCAUCGGCAGAGAUCUGAAUGAUUUCAAGAAGCUCAAAGUCAUCCGCGCAAAUCUUCAUGCUGUCGGACCCUUAUUUUAUCUCAAUGACGACACAUCUGCAUUUCAAACUUGUGCUCAGCUCGCUGGCAUGAACACAAGGGAAGUGUUGCGUCUGUGUUUUCCUCGAGUUGCUGGCGAAUUGAUAGCACGGACUUUUCAAAGUCAUGAUGGUGGAGGAAAAGAGCAAGCCGGCCAGAUCAUCUUACCAAUGCUUAAACUUGCCACCUCCCAAUGUGAGCUCGAGAUCGAUAUGCUCAGUGUUGAGAGAGAUUGUGUGGCUACUUACUUGAUGUUAACGUCAUCUGCAACUCUGGCUGAUACAAAGAUGGUUGCUGAUACGUUGGGUCCAGAAGCUCAGGACUUAUAUUCAGCUCUCAGUUCAACACUAGAAACUUGCUAUUUGACUGAACCCGCCUUGCCGUUCUGCCCAAUUCUCUCCAAUGGAUUCUUACAUCUUUUCUCAGAAGAGGUUACAUUUGUACCUGUGUGCACACUUGCAAAGUGGAUCAUCGAGAAGAUAAUCCAACUGGAACGUCCCCCGGAGAUUGGCCAUCAAGAGCAGAAUACCUUUACUCAGAGAUUGAUAAUCGCCUGCGUCAAAAAAGUUUUGAUCGUUGCUAAUUCAGGGACGCCGGAAGACCGCAAUGUUUCUAUUGCAAAGGAGUUCAAUGAGUGGCUUCUUGCCCAGGUCAAUUUGAUAUGUGAUUCAGCCAAUCAUCCGCAGCAUUUGAUAGGAAAUGCUUUGCUACUGUAUUGGCCGGAUGUGUCAAUGCUGCAGUGUAAAAUCCCCGAUGUGAAAGAUUUAUUAAGUAGAAGAAUUCAUUCGGAGGGCGGGCAGAUUGAUGAUACUAUUGCGUCAGACGUCUUACCAUGUGUUGUACACGCUUGUCUCCUCGAAGAUCUGGUCUCACCCCAAGCUUCUUUCAAGAAUGACUUGUCCAAGCAUGUCUGUGCACUACUUCAAUCAGCUUCGACAUCAGAAUCAGUCAUUCAUAGACUUCUCGAUCUAAUCACUUAUCUACGCUUGAGUCCAACACCUGACGGAGAUCCCCUUGGCUGCAAUAGAUGGUUGGAUGUACCUUGGCGGCUCUUAGUUAAGCAAGCAACCUGUCUGGGUAUGCCAUCUAUGGGGUUCUUAUUCCUGGAAAUUGCACGCAAAGGAGAUGAAAUAACUAGUCUGAUAAGUAGCACUGAAAAAGAAUUUCAAGACGUUUUUCAUCUCCUUUACUCGUCAUCACUAGAUCCAGAUGCAUUCUACAGUCUUCCUCCGCGCGACCCAUCUUACUGGUUACUGGAAAAAAGCUCUCAUGAGGGAGAGUGGGACUCCAUGUUUGGUAUCAGCUACAGGGAAAGGGUUCGGACCUUUCGCAUCGAGCUAAAACAAUUCACACACUCGCUCAGUCACACUCUGGAUGUGGGCUCGAUCAACUCGCGUAUCAGGUGCUUCAAACAGCAUCUUCAAAGGAGGCAGCACAUCCUGCUCGAGAUCUUCUGGAGAAAGAAUGUUACAGUUUACCCUUUGAAUUGGCUUGGCAAGCGUCAGAGUGGGACCUUCCUCAAGCGGACCAACCUGAUUUUGACUCCUCUGCACGCUUGUAUGGAGCUCUGCAAGCAGUCAAUCGUCAAAGAGGUUUACGGAUUCAAUCAGAAAUUGUAA